AUGCCCCCCCCUGUGUGCACCACCUGUGGAAAGUGGGUGGAGCAAGGGGGUGGGGUGUGCGCGAUUUGCCGCACCCUCGAUCGGCUUUCGGCCUUGAUCCGGGGGUCUUCUAUACCCCUGAGUGCCGAGGGGGUGCUGCUGCGGGCGCUCCGGGGGUGGCUGGCCGAGGUACAAGACAUUGGGGAGAUCUGCAGGGGGGUCGUGCCAAACCCCUCGGGACCCCAACUGACCCCUGGUGGUGAAAUCCGGGGGGUUAUAGGGCCACCACUGCCGCCACCUCCAAAUACUGAGGGCCUACCCAAAGCUCCAAGUGUAGUGACGGCUGCGACCUCAAAAGCCCCUCCGCCUGUCAAAACCGAGACCCAAGAAGCAGCGUUGCCGCCCGCUGUACCUGCCGAAGAAGCACUGCCACCUGCAAAGCCAGAGCCUGUGGAUAAGAGAGCAAAGUCUGAGCAUUCGCAGGACGAGAGACCGCCUUUACCUCGCAGGACUCCUAGGACACCUGCAGAAGGACCGGGUGUUGAGACGGCCGAGUACUACGAAGAGGGGGAGGAAGAAGAGCAUUUCACCCCUGAUCUGGAGCGGCCUCGGAGCCCUUCACGGCCACCUCCUCCUCGAAGGGAGGCCUGGUGGGUCAAGGUGGCAGGGGCCUAUCAGGGCUUACAGGAGAGAGCCACCUCCUGGACAGGGAAAACACUUUGGGAAAAACAAAGGAGGCCGGAGGCGACCCCGCCACCGCUAGAUGGCGCCGAAGCUGAGGCGCCCGGCGGCCUCCCCUGGGCGGGCGCGGGGGAAGGCAAAGGCAAAGGCGGGUCCCGCCAGGCCGCGGCGGCCUGUCAUGCAGUGACCUUGGAACAGUGCAAAGGUUUUACAGACCUGGAACUUAUGGAGGCUACAUACUGGGCCGAGCCGGUCAGGGCGGCUUUCAAGAUGGAGAGUAUGCAGCUGGACAAGGGGGAGCUGUACUUGAAGGGGCGUCUCUUGGGUACGCAGUCCGAGCGGCUCCUAAAGGUGGCGACGGGAUUGCCGGACCACCGGGUGGAUGUCCACCUGUGCGAUUACACCUGCGGGGGAACUCCGCACCGCGACGACCUGAUCCACGUCACCAAGUUCAAGCAGUUAGGGGACGACCGGGAGCCGUGGAUGAGCAACCUGGGUCCCGUAGAAGCCCCACCCGACACCGGGGAGGACGAACUUCAGGUGCUGAGGGCCGAUCAGCGACGCCGAGGAGGAGAAACUCCUGGAGAGGGAGUGGCUCACGGACGCGACAAACGAAGCCGGUCACGAAGGAGGCGGAGUCGGAGUCGGAAGCGGCGGAAAACAGGUUUGAAGGUCGAGAGCCAAAAGGAGAUAGUGGCCCUUUUCCAAAACACCGGCCUGGACCCCGACCCAAAAGUCCGACGACGGUUCAGGCGGCGCGCAGGCAAGAUAGCCCGGAAGAAGAGGAUGGGCUCCAGCUCCUCAUCGGGGAGCAGCAGCGACAGCAGUCCCGCCGAAGAGACGCUUCCGGCCGACGAUAUGCACCUGUUCGGGGGCAGUGGAAGGGUGCAGCUCAUCGGACGCCGUCUGCCAGGGUCGUUGGCCGCUGCGGCCUUGGACGAGGCGUCGGAUGCGCUAGUGACCCACGAGGGGGGGUUAUGGGACCUCCACUCGGGGGCACUCCCCCCCUUGUUUGUCCGGUAUUUUCGUCAACAACUCAGCUCAAAGAUGAGCCCCGCCAUGUCACGAGAAGCUCAAACGAUAUCCCACCUCCUCGAUCACCUGUUGCGGGGGAAGGUGGCGGACGCGCUCGAUCUGGGCGCCCAACGCCUCAAGGCGUUAGAAGCACAGGCCAGCGGCGUACAUUUUACAGUAGCUCAACAACAAGAAUUGAUUCCCAAGGAGGGGGCUUCAAUGAGUACAGUAGUGGAAAUGCAGGACGCUGCCCGUCGGGCGCGGGAGGAAGGGAAGAUGCGAUUGGAGAGUUCGCGCCCCUACGGGAGCCGGAGCUCCUAUCCUCCUCGGACCGAGGACCAUGGCAAGGGCAACCAACGGAAGGGCGGCAAAGGAAAAGGUGGCAAGACCGAGACCAAGAAGGGCGAGGGCAAAAAAGGCGACAACAAGGAGGCCAAGGGGAGUCAACCGCAGAUCGAGUUGAAAAGGUUGGCUGCGGGAGAGGCUUGCUCUGGCCAUACGGAUUGUGGAGUGACUUUUGCAACUGGGCGGACUGAGCCUGGUAGCCACCUCACGGGGGUGGCACCGAAUUGGGGUGACUUGAACCCUGAGUGCAUGUCUGCGCUUACGCCGACGAGCGUGGGCCGCGCCGAUACAGGGCUGCCAGCUGUAGAUGCGUUUCACCAGAAGCUGGGUGCACACGGUCAGCGGCUGCGAGAUUUGGGAGUCCAUAUUAAUGCACUUCUCAAAAAAUAUCUUCGAUCUACCAUACGCAGCAAGACUUUGUCCACGGCGGUGAAGGAUUUGUUUCCUUUACCCCUUGAGAUUUGCAAAGAAGUGGACUCCCAGCGACAAGCCUGGCUAGAAGCGAUGGUGAUUGGGCUGAAUGAGCUCAAUGGCAGUGCAGCUGGAGAAGCUAUGGUGGUAUCCGAGGCGCAAAAAGAGGUUGGCCGUGUGUUGAGAUCUUUUUUAGACAGGGUAUGGACUUGGGAUGAAGUGGUUCCUACAGAGGAUUUUGGUACUUAUUUCGACGUCAAGGGGGUCGAUUAUCGGGGUGAAGAGAUACGACUGGCCCGGUCCUUCACCUGGGAGUGUAUUGCUCCUUCUCUCCCUCAAGAAGUGGGAGACACUGGCACUAUGCCGACCAUUGCCAACUUCAGCAGCUUCUACCUGGAGGAAGGCGAGGUAGCAAUGUUGGGGUCGGAGGACAUAAAGUGUUUCUAUUAUCUGUUCCAAGUUCCCCCCGGUUGGCGAAAGUAUUUGGGCUUUGCUAGGGAGGUGGCUCAGCAUUUGCUGCCUCCUGACUUGAAAGGCAGGGUUUGCCAUUUAGUGUCACUGGUUUUACCUAUGGGUUUCAUCAACUCGGUGGGAUUGGCCCAGCACAUCCACCGAAAUGUGUGCCGAUGGAGUGCUCCUGAUGAACCUGAAGGGUGGGGAGCGCAACGGGAAAUGAGGCGAGACCGUCCUGCCACGGUGUCCAAAGAGAUCUUCAGGAUUUACUUGGACAAUUGGGACGAGCUCCGUAAGGUAGACCGGGACCUGGCAGCCGAUGUGGAAGGCAAGCCUUCCGCCCAUCAGUUGGCUCUACGGGCCCAGUAUGAAGAGCUGCAACUCCCUCGCCACCCGAAGAAAUCAGUUGAAGGGGGGUUGCGAGCUGAGGUACAAGGGGCCAUAUUUGAUGGUCAGGAAGGGGUGGCUUAUGCAAAGCCGUCUAAGGUCUUGAAAUAUGUGGGUCUCACCCUGGAGCUCCUGGACAGGGGGUCGGCCUCACAGCGGGAGCUUCAGGUAGUGGCUGGGGGGAUGGUGUACAUCACAAUGUUCAGGAGAGCAUUGUUGUGCUCCCUGAACGCCAUCUGGAGGCAGAUUGAAGACCUGAAACAGGAGCCUCCUGUAGUGCGACGUCCAAUCCCCUUUAAUGUCCAGGCCGAGAUGAUCCGCUUUGUGGCACUUGUGCCGCUAGGGCAAAUGGAUUUCAGGGCUACCAUGCAUCCUCAAGUCACAGCCAGUGACGCUUCAACUACAGGCGGAGGUUUCUGUGUUACCUCAGGUCUCACCGCUUAUGGGGUGUCCGCCUUGGCAGCACCUGUGCGGGGGGAUAUACCUGAGGCCUUUGAUUAUAUUCAGGUAUUAACGAUCGGGUUGUUCGACGGUAUCGCAGCACUGCGGGUGGCCGCUGACCUCCUGCACCUGCCCAUGGCAGGCCACGUGAGCGUGGAGUGUAACGAAGCGGCCUCGAGGGUAGUUGAAAGUAUGUUUCCGGGCUGCCUUCACUACAAGGAUGUCUGCGCCAUCACCGAGGAGGACGUGCGACAGUGGGCCUGUCGUUUCACUUCAGUGGGGGUAGUGCUGAUCGGGGCGGGGCCUCCUUGCCAAGAUGUCAGCAAGUUGAACGCGGACCGUAAGGGGGCCACACGGGGUCGCCGUAGCUCCUUGUUCCGGGAGGUGGAUGCCGCGGGGGUCAGUCUGGCCCAUCGCCCGCGACUGUAUUGGUUAUCGUGGGAGUUGGUUCCGGAGGAGGGUUUAGCCCUAUCAGAGUGGGUGGGGGAGCAUUGGAAUGCUUACCGUGUGGCCCAGCUCACGGCUGAAUUUGAUUACAAGGACUACGUGGAACCUGGCUGGGCCAUCACUGCUGACCAACGACUCCCCACCUUUACCACGGCUAGACCCUCUGAAACUCCUGGGCGCAAGCCAGCAGGAUUGAGUGACCUCCCCACGAAAACCAGAUGGAAAGAGGAUAAACAUCGAUAUCCCCCCUAUCAAUACCGGGCGGAAAACUGCCUCAAGCACAGUGACGGGCGACUACGGCCGGCCACAAUUGCCGAGCAUGAAACCAUUCUUGGUUUCCCCCUGCACUAUACAAAAAAUUGCGUUGCCAAAAGCCAUCAGGUGGGAGAGGCUUACUCUGAUUUGAGGAAGACUCUUCUGGGCAAUACCUGGUCGGUCCAAGUGGUUGUGUGCCUUCUGAAACAGCUGUUCCAGCCCUUGGGGUUGACACCAGUCUCCUCGAUACAAGCCUUGAUCGAUAGCAUGACUCCUGGCCGUGGGAGCCGGUUACAAACCCUCCUGCAUCGUGCCCCAUUGAGGCGAAAUACAGACGCUCGGGUGCCUGAAGGCAACCUUGCCAAGCGACUGGGGGGUUUGGUAUCGGUGAAGGGAGAAGACUUGCUCCUCCAAAGUCAUACGGAGCCCCUGGUGAAAUUCCACCGUCUUCGCAGUAGUGUGCCAAGUCGCUUGUGGACCUGGCGCGAAAUCGCGGGAUGGCAGUGGAAGGGGUCGGCGCCAUCGGGUGAGAAAAUGGGUAAAGUAAAGAAGCAUCUGGAAGGCCGCACUAAGCAAGAACGUUGCAAAAUCCGCAAAGAUAUGGGCUCCUUAAAGUCGCUGACGGUUCAACCAAAGACCCGAGCACGCUACGAUCAAGCCCGCGAUAAAUUCUACUCCUUCCUCAAAUUAAACUCUCUACUGCUGCCCAGGCAACGCUCUGAAAUGGAUAACCUCUUAACGGAAUAUCUUGAACAUCUAUGGGCCACGGGGGAGGGCCGAGCGCUGGCGUCGGAUACCCUGGCCAGCUUACAGGACAUCGAUCCUCGGCUGCGGGGUCAGAUACCGGCCUCUUGGCGCCUCCUCAAAACGUGGCAAGUUCACGAAAUUCCGUCCCGUGCACCCCCCUUUCCUGAGAAGAUUCUGCAGGCAUUAGUAGGCUAUUUCCUCUUCUACGAGGACCCAGCCAUGGCCCUAUCACUCCUGCUAGGAUAUUACGGUAUGCUACGUACUGGGGAGGUACAGGCUAUUCGUGCCCGUGAUGUCCUGAUCAGUGAAAGCCAUACUAAUGCUGUCGUGUCCCUUGGGUGGACAAAGACGGGAAAAAGAACUGGUGCCGCUGAAAGCGUUACCAUCUCAGUAGUUGAAGUAAUACGGCGUUUGAAUCAAUGGCAACACAAUGUUCCCCCUAAUUCUCUCAUGGUUCCAUCUGCCUCACAGUGGCGGAAAAAAUUUAAAGAAGGCCUGGAGGCACUUGAAAUUCAGUCUGUGGGGUUCCGACCUUAUUCAUUACGUCGUGGUGGGGCGACGUUCUGGUUUUCACGUCAUGGAUCCCUAGACCGCAUUUUGUUACAAGGUCGUUGGCUUGCGGCUCGAACCGCUCGCACAUAUUUAAAUGAGGGUCUAGCGGUACUGACCGACCUCAAAAUCUCAUCCCGAGCCAUCACUGCGUUUCACAAAGUUUAUGUAAAUGCUUCUAGGCUGAAACUCCCACCUUGGCGGUCCCAAAAUACUUGA
Messenger RNA from Cladocopium goreaui, 5928 nucleotides. The record is from the annotation of a GenBank genome assembly. Lineage: Eukaryota; Dinophyceae; Suessiales; Symbiodiniaceae.